AUGAAGGGCUUCUGUCUGCGGUCCAAGUCUGAGAGUGAAGACUGUAUCAAGAACCACAUUAUCAAGAUUCAGACUCAGUUCGGCACGAAGAUCAAGUUUGUUCGGCACGAUGGAGCGCAUGAGUUUGCGACCAACUCGAUCACUACCUUCUACGAAGAUCAUGGUAUCGAACAACAGGUCACGGUGCCGUAUGCACACCAGACCAACGGCACCGCAGAACGCGCGAUAAGGACCAUCGUCACGAUCGGACGCAGCUUGUUGCAUCAUGCAAAGCUGGAGAAGUGUUUCUGGGCUGAAGCGGCAAUGACGGCGAUCUACAUCAAGAACCGCCUGCCUUCACCCAAGAUCGACCCCAAGACUCCGUUCGAGAUCGUGUACAAGUCGAAACCAAGUGUCAAGCACAUGCGCGUGUUUGGAUGUCGGGCGUUUAUCCUGACACCAAGGGAGAAGAGAUUGAAGUGGGACCCGAAGGCUCGUGAAGGGAUGUUCAUGGGCUACGAAGAAGCGUCAAAAGCUUAUCGAGUGUACGACAUUGAGGCGGGCCAAGUGGUGAUCAGUCGUGACAUCACCUUCGACGAAUCGACUUUUGACUUUUCGAUGGACCGACCAAGUGACGAUGAUGAAGAUGCGGAGUUGGACCUCGACCUCCUGGCGAUCAACGAGGACGACGUGCGUCAAACCGUCUCCAAGCAUACUGGCAAGCGCAAGAGUGAAGCAAGACUCGGCAUGUCACGUUCAGCUCGCCCUCGAACUGGGUUGGAACAAGCAAGUGCGCCGGAACACGUCUCCAACCGUCACCAGAAACGACGAUCAAGUGCUCCAGAAACGAUGUCUGAUGACGAAGAAGAUGCGAGCGACUACGAUCAAGAUGACGACUCGACGCCUCCAACAUUUUGGCGUGCAAGUGCAAACGCAGUGGAAGCAACGGACCUAGCAGAACCUGUGACUUUUCAAGACGCGAUCAAUGGUCCUGAUCAAGCUCACUGGAGAAAUGCUGUGAAGGCGGAACUCAAGUCGAUGCAUCUUCGUGGAGUUUUCCGUGCGGCAAAACUGCCAAGAGGCCAAGGCGCGAUCGGCACCAAGUGGGUGUUCACGAUCAAACGCAAAGCGGAUGGAUCGGUCGAGAAAUACAAGGCGCGUCUCGUUUCCAAGGGCUUCAAGCAGAAGUACGGCAUCGACUACACAGAGACGUUCUCGCCCGUGGUCAAGUACGUGACACUGCGUAUGGUGAUCGCGAUCACCAAGUAUUUCGACUGGCCACUGGACCAACUCGAUGUGGUGACAGCCUUUCUCUACGGAGUGCUGAAGGAGAAGGUGUACUGCGUGAUACCAGAAGGCAUCGAGAUGGAUGGCGACUUCGACUGUCUCGAGUUGGUGAAUGCAAUCUACGGUCUCAAACAAGCCUCGCGCGUUGGAACGAGACUUUCGACGAGUUCCUCGCUCGAGUUGAUUGCGCAGACGAAGGCCGACCUCAAGACGCGUUUCGAGAUGACCGACAGUGGCAAGUGUACUUUUGUACUGGACAUCGAACUGGUGGACGAAUCGGAUGGCAGCAUGAUGAUGUGCCAGCGACGGUAUGUCAACGACAUCCUCAAGCGCUUCGGCAUGGAUGAGUGCAAGGCCACAGCAAGUCCGGUCGAUUUGAGUACUCGGCUUGUCGCAAGCAGCGAAGCGGCAAAGAUCGACGUUCAUUUUCGUGAAGCUGUGGGAGCUUUGAUGCACUUGACGACUGCGACGCGCCCGGACAUUGCGUAUGCUGUGGGGUACGUCUCGCGCUUCAUGGAGAAUCCGCAGCAAGAACAUUGGACGGCGGUGAAGCGCAUCUUUCGUUACUUGCAAGGGACAAAGUCGCACGGACUCCGCUUCCAGCCAAGCGACAAGAUCGACUUUCGUGGCUACUCGGACGCGGACUGGGCCGGCGACCAUGCUGAUCGCAAAUCAACUUCGGGUUACGCGUUCGUACUUCUCGCGGAAUACAUCGCACUAAGUCUGGCCAUACAGGAAGGCAAGUGGGUGCAUCGCCUGCUAUGUGAGAUUUUGGCGGCCGCAAACGAACCAGGACCGGACCUCGUCAUCCGUGAAGACAACCAGUCGUGCAUCAAGAUGACGAAGAAUCCGGUGAAUCAUGGCCGCGCCAAGCACAUCGACACCAAGUACCAUCACAUCCGUGAUGAGGUCAAGCGCGGUGAAGUGCAGCUCGAGUAUUGCGAGACUUCCGUGAUGAUGGCGGACAUCAUGACCAAGGGACUUUCGGGACCUCGCCACAAGGACUUGACGACGGCUCUCGGCAUUCGUGCGAGUUCGGAUUGA
Peronospora matthiolae is the source of this 2310-nucleotide messenger RNA. The record is from the annotation of a GenBank genome assembly. NCBI's taxonomy places the organism in Eukaryota, Oomycota, Peronosporomycetes, Peronosporales, Peronosporaceae.